This is a messenger RNA of Polyodon spathula (Mississippi paddlefish), 1795 nucleotides long. RefSeq names its product 2-acylglycerol O-acyltransferase 1-like. The record is from RefSeq and is a predicted model, not a curated record. Bases 304 to 1314 code for a protein of 336 amino acids. Lineage: Eukaryota; Metazoa; Chordata; Actinopteri; Acipenseriformes; Polyodontidae. Gene Ontology annotation, cellular component: endoplasmic reticulum membrane. Gene Ontology annotation, molecular function: diacylglycerol O-acyltransferase activity. The transcript has 6 exons. Gene Ontology annotation, biological process: triglyceride biosynthetic process.
GCACGAGUUCGUGCUUACUACAGUUAACAACCGCGGAAAUAAAGGCUGCAAUGCUGGGCGUGCCUUAUGAUUGAACGAUUCGACGAAGUUGUGGCAGGAUAUUACUCUCGCACUACCCGGUGUUCUUGAAUGACAUUUGCUGUUACUAUUACGAGGUAGAACAGAUACAGUGUGUUCAUAUUGGACGGUUCUGUUCCUGAACUAGGCGACUUUUUUAACAUCUCGGAAGUUUCUGGCAAACGAACAGCAGGCACUGGUUUAUUUACUGGUAUAACACUUUUUUUCUUUAUACCAGUAUUGGCCAUGGUGAAGAUUGAGUUCGCUCCGAUAAACAUUCCUUUCAACAGACGCAUGCAAACAAUUGCUGUACUGUACUGGGUCUUCACCUUUCUUUUUCUGGCACAGUGUUGUAUGGGGGUGUUUGUUCUGGCAGUCCUGAGUGGGUACUGGCAUUUUGCUGCUCUCUAUGGACUGUGGCUGUAUCUGGACUGGGACACACCACAGACUGGGGGUAGGAGGUGUGCCUGGGUCAGGAAAUGGACAAUCUGGAGGCAUUUCCGAGAUUACUUCCCCAUUCAUCUCAUUAAGACCUGUGAUCUGGAUCCCAAGCACCGCUACCUGUUUGGGUUUCACCCCCACGGAGUUCUUGUUGCUGGGGCCUUUGGGAAUUUCUGCACGGAAUACACAGGAUUCCAGGAGCUGUUCCCUGGUCUGACCCCAUAUCUUCAUGUGCUUCCCUUUUGGUUCAAAUUUCCUUUUUUAAGAGAGUACGCUAUGAGUGCAGGUCUAGUUUCUUGCUCCAAGAAAAGUGUGACCCAUGUUCUGAGCCAGGAGGGUGCGGGGGCCAUCUCUGUCAUUGUGAUUGGCGGAGCCGAGGAGUCUUUAGAAGCUCGGCCAGGAAGUCUGACUUUACAAACCCUCCACCGGAAAGGGUUUAUCAAGCUCGCCCUUAAACACGGGGCGCACCUGGUUCCAGUGUUUUCCUUUGGUGAGAAUGAACUCUUUAACCAGCUGGAGAAUCCCGAAGGUUCUGUCAUUCGGAAUAUCCAGAACAGGCUUCGGAAAAUAAUGGGAUUUGCCUUGCCUUUGUUCCAUGCUCGAGGGGUAUUCCAGUACAGCUUCGGGGUCUUGCCUUUCAGAAAGCCUAUCUACACCAUUGUUGGCAAACCCAUUGUCGUGGAACAGAAUGCAAGUCCAACCACUGAAGAGGUGGAUAAGCUUCACCAGAGGUACCUGGAUGAGCUGAAUGGGCUGUUUGAGGAGCACAAGGCCCAGUAUGGAAUAACAGAACAAGGUCAUCUUGUCUUUAAAUGAAAGCUCAUUUGCAAGGCUGAUGAAGUACAGGCUACUGAUUGAUUUUUUUUUAGGGGAUUAUUGAACCCCCAUUUACUUAACAGAUCCAUCUAUUAUACCUUUAUAAGCAUUGUAAAGCAGAGAGGUAUCGUAAGCACAUUAAAAUGGCAAACCAUGGGAAAACUGCAAGCUUUCUGUUUAAUAUUGCAGUGGUAAAGGUGCUUAGUAGAUUUUGAAAAACCUGCACACUUUUAGGCAGGAACAACAAAAUAAAGAACUAUAUAUGCCAAGUCUCAAUGAGUCGUGCAACAGCCCAUGGAUUUUAUACAUUGGAAUAGAGAAAUCAGUAAGCCACACAUACAGAAAACCUAUGAGAUAAGAGCAUUAUAUGAUUGGUCUGUUUUUUUUUUUUUUGUAAGUAUACUUUGUGUUUGUACUGUUAUUAUUUAAUUAUCAGUAGUAAUUAACUCAGUGCAUGUUUCAAUUCACAAGUGCAUGCUUA